AUGGCACAGGAAUCCUGCGUUAAAAACCAUGGAGGUCAGCUGGCCAGUAUACACAGUCAGGAGGAGAAUGACUUUCUGUCUUCAUGGAUAGAACAGUGUGGUGGUAGUAAGGUCUGGAUUGGCCUUGAAGACCCAUAUGAUGACAAGAGCAAGCUAAAGUGGAUUGAUGGAUCAACGUUUGACUACUCAAUUGGAUCAAAUUCUAUCAAAAUGGAUCCCGGUCAACACUGCUUGCGGUUCAGAAAAUCAAAUUCGAACCCUCUUCAAUGGCUAUGGGCAGAUAAAUACUGUAACAGGGAAUACACCUACAUAUGCAAAGAUACCAACGAAUGUACAAUUGGAAAAUGCGACCCCAACGCUAAGUGUACCAACACACCUGGGUCCUUCACCUGUCAGUGUAAAGCUGGUUAUACGGGAGAUGGCACAAGUGGCAAUUGCAAUGAUAUAAAUGAAUGUGCAAUUGGGACCAGCAACUGUGACACUAACGCUAAGUGUACCAACACACCUGGGUCCUUCACCUGUCAGUGUAAAGAUGGUUACACAGAAGUUGGCACAAGUGGCAAUUGCAAUGAUAUAAAUGAAUGUGUAGUUGGGACCAGCAACUGUGACACUAACGCUAAAUGUACCAACACACCUGGGUCCUUCACCUGUCAGUGUAAAGAUGGUUACACAGAAGUUGGCACAAGUGGCAAUUGCAAUGAUAUAAAUGAAUGUGUAGUUGGGACCAGCAACUGUGACACUAAUGCUAAGUGUACCAACACACCCGGAUCCUACACCUGUCAGUGUAAAGCUGGUUAUACGGGAGAUGGCACAAGUGGCAAUUGCAAUGAUAUAAAUGAAUGUGCAAUUGGGACCAGCAACUGUGACACUAACGCUAAGUGUACCAACACACCUGGGUCCUACACCUGUCAGUGUAAAGAUGGUUACACAGGAGUUGGCACAAGUGGCAAUUGCAAUGAUAUAAAUGAAUGUGUAGUUGGGACCAGCAACUGUGACACUAAUGCUAAGUGUACCAACACACCCGGAUCCUACACCUGUCAGUGUAAAGCUGGUUAUACGGGAGAUGGCACAAGUGGCAAUUGCAAUGAUAUAAAUGAAUGUGUAGUUGGGACCAGCAACUGUAACACUAAUGCUAAGUGUACCAACACACCUGGGUCCUACACCUGUCAGUGUAAAGCUGGUUAUACGGGAGGUGGCACAAGUGGCAAUUGCAAUGAUAUAAAUGAAUGUGUAGUUGGUACCAGCAACUGUGACACUAACGCUAAAUGUACCAACACACCUGGGUCCUUCACCUGUCAGUGUAAAGCUGGUUAUAGGGGAGAUGGCACAAGUGGCAAUUGCAAUGAUAUAAAUGAAUGUGCAAUUGGGACCAGCAACUGUGACACUAACGUUAAGUGUACCAACACACCUGGGUCCUUCACCUGUCAGUGUAAAGAUGGUUACACAGAAGUUGGCACAAGUGGCAAUUGCAAUGAUAUAAAUGAAUGUGUAGUUGGGACCAGCAACUGUGACACUAACACUAAAUGUACCAACACACCUGGGUCCUUCACCUGUCAGUGUAAAGCUGGUUAUACGGGAGAUGGCACAAGUGGCAAUUGCAAUGAUAUAAAUGAAUGUGCAAUUGGGACCAGCAACUGUGACACUAAUGCUAAGUGUACCAACACACUUUGGUCCUACACCUGUCAGUGUAAAGAUGGUUACACAGGAGUUGGCACAAGUGGCAAUUGCAAUGAUAUAAAUGAAUGUGUAGUUGGGACCAGCAACUGUGACACUAAUGCUAAGUGUACCAACACACCCAGAUCCUACACCUGUCAGUGUAAAGCUGGUUAUACGGGAGAUGGCACAAGUGGCAAUUGCAAUGAUAUAAAUGAAUGUGUAGUUGGGACCAGCAACUGUAACACUAAUGCUAAGUGUACCAACACACCUGGGUCCUACACCUGUCAGUGUAAAGCUGGUUAUACAGGAGAUGGCACAAAUGGCAAUUGCAAUGAUAUAAAUGAAUGUGCAAUUGGGACCAGCAACUGUGACACUAAUGCUAAGUGUACCAACACACUUGGGUCCUACACCUGUCAGUGUAAAGAUGGUUACACAGGAGUUGGCACAAGUGGCAAUUGCAAUGAUAUAAAUGAAUGUGUAGUUGGGACCAGCAACUGUGACACUAAUGCUAAGUGUACCAACACACCCGGAUCCUACACCUGUCAGUGUAAAGCUGGUUAUACGGGAGAUGGCACAAGUGGCAAUUGCAAUGAUAUAAAUGAAUGUGUAGUUGGGACCAGCAACUGUAACACUAACGCUAAGUGUACCAACACACCUGGGUCCUACACCUGUCAGUGUAAAGCUGGUUAUACAGGAGAUGGCACAAGUGGCAAUUGCAAUGAUAUAAAUGAAUGUGUAGUUGGGACCAGCAACUGUGACACUAAUGCUAAGUGUACCAACACACCUGGGUCCUACACCUGUCAGUGUAAAGAUGGUUAUACGGGAGAUGGCACAAGUGGCAAUUGCAAUGAUAUAAAUGAAUGUGUAGUUGGGACCAGCAACUGUGACACUAACGCUAAGUGUACCAACACACCUGGGUCCUUCACCUGUCAGUGUAAAGAUGGUUAUACGGGAGAGGGCACAAGUGGCAAUUGCAAUGAUAUAAAUGAAUGCGCAAUUGGGACCAGCAACUGUGACACUAAUGCUAAGUGUACCAACACACCCGGGUCCUUCACCUGUCGAUGUAAAGCUGGUUACAUUUGGGACAGAACAAGUGGAAUGUGUCAAGCAUAG
Lineus longissimus is the source of this 2769-nucleotide messenger RNA. RefSeq names its product fibrillin-2-like. The coding region runs from base 1 to 2769 and encodes 922 amino acids. Gene Ontology annotation, molecular function: calcium ion binding. The record is from RefSeq and is a predicted model, not a curated record. NCBI's taxonomy places the organism in Eukaryota, Metazoa, Nemertea, Pilidiophora, Heteronemertea, Lineidae. The transcript has 4 exons.